Anopheles funestus (African malaria mosquito) is the source of this 1797-nucleotide messenger RNA. RefSeq lists its product as uncharacterized. Gene Ontology annotation, biological process: regulation of transcription by RNA polymerase II. Gene Ontology annotation, cellular component: nucleus; transcription regulator complex. Bases 121 to 720 code for a protein of 199 amino acids. NCBI's taxonomy places the organism in Eukaryota, Metazoa, Arthropoda, Insecta, Diptera, Culicidae. The transcript has 3 exons. The record is from RefSeq and is a predicted model, not a curated record.
UUGAAAAAGGUUAUGCGUUGCGAUAGCAAUCCGCCAUGACAGUCAAGUUAUUGGUCGCUAUGUUAUUCCACUGGUGGAAAGAUUGCUUCGCGAUGAGUACCAUUGAUUGUUUCAGCCACAAUGGAAAAUACUCAAAUUGACGAGGAACAGCUGAUCGACAUGGUCGAGAACAUUCCUCUCCUAUGGAAUGUGCAAGACCCCAAUUACCACAACCGUAGGAUGGAGAAAGAAGCAUGGGACCACAUCAGCGAUGCGUUUGGAGUGAAUGGUAACACUAUUAAAAAAAAGUGGACCAUAUUGCGCAGCCAGUACCACCGUGAGCUGGCAAGGUUAAAUCAACCAACCGGCUCAGCCGCUGCUAGUCUUAGUAAAUGGAAACAUUUCCAUCAAUUAUCUUUUCUUUCGGAUGUCUUUACUUCGAGGAACAUGGUAGGAAACAUGCCAUCCAUAGAGAUGACGGAAGAAUACCUUGAUUUGUCGGACAACGAAGAUGUGCCACCAGCUUCAGUGUCCGGUUUUGCAAAUACGUCCACUCCAAACUCGAUAACAGCAAACCGGCAAGACAAGUCAAAACUGUCGAAGCAAAGCGAUCUUUCCAACAUUGCUUUGCAAAUAUUGCGAACGGAGAAGGAGAAACUACAACACCUGAACAAGCAAAGUAGCAAUUACUUGUUCGCUUCUAGUUUUGCAGAGCCGUUGGACAAACUGCCACAAGAGUAGCAAAUGGGGGCAAGGCUUGCAAUGCUGGAAGCCUUUAACAAUUAUUUAAAAGAAAAAGAAUACGGAAAUAAUAAUAAAUAAUUAAAACAUGCUCGUGUGUGUCCUGGUUUUUCCCCUCAUUACCUGUUCCAUUUCAAGCUUCAAUUUAAUCCCAUAAUUGAAUAUCAACAUAAACCUCGUCGGAGUUAUUAAGCUGCGUGGGCUCUAACAUUUUUGAUACAAAUUGCACUAGUUUUCCUAAUGCUUUUGUUGUUCGCCUGAUAUAAACAUCUAAACCCGAAAUGCUAGCAAUCACCAUAGCUUAUAAUUCCAAAACCCACAGCUCCGCAGCGUCAGCAGCCACCAAUGCCGAAAAAAAUUAAAAAGUUUGAAUUAAUCAAUUUUAUUAGAAUUCAGUCUGUUAUAUAUCAUCUACAUAAAAUAAUUCAUUAAUAUAUUUAUAGUUAGGUUAAGUUAGGAAGUUUUGUUUUGCUCGGUGAGAACGGCCUGGCCGUAUGAAGACCUAUUUUACUACGUAGCAGGAUAGUCAGUCCAUGCUACGGGGAGACGGUCCGGAUGGAAUUUGAACCCGGUCCUGCCGUGUGGACCGGCGCCGUUUAUCACAUGCACCAGCGGGCCGCCCCAUCGAUACCCUACCGACAAAGAGACCUCAAAUUUGAGAGAAUUACGGUAAAAGAUCAAGAAGAACAUGGAAAACGACGGUGAAACCCGGAAAAAAGCAUGAAACCUUUGAUUGUGUGUGUGGUUGCGUACACAUGACGGCUCAUGAGACGUCCAAAAAAGCCGAAGUCUUACAAAAUUUCAAAAAAAUUGGGUCCUGUCCUGGACGCGUCCACAAAUCGCGAAGCGAAAGAGGGUUCGGGAAUUAUACCUGGGAUCUUCUCGAAGUAAAAAAGGAUUCGGAAAUUAUACCUGCGAUCCGCAUUAGAAUACCACGUGCGCUGCAUUCGGGGUAGCAAUCGGUAAAGCGUUGUUUUGCCUAAGCGUGCAGUAAGCAUAGAGGGUUUGUUUCGGCUUUCUACGAAGAUACUUGUGGACGUGGCCAGGGCGUGGGCGUUGUGUGUGUACGAUCGCUGU